CCUCUCAAAAUCCAGAAUACGUGGGUUACAACACCUGGUAGAGGCAAAAAAAUCCUGAGAACUAACACCCUUGAAAAACUCAAAGGCGGCUACUAACACACCAUCAAAUGUGGGACGCUGAGAGAGCCUACUGCAGGACAAGCAUUUCUAACACCACUGAGCUCCCAGUCCAUGCACCCGACUGGCAUACAUGUACUACAGCCCGACGACACAGCAAACCUCCUUGUUUUUGUGAUCUCUGCACGAAAUGGUAACGACAGCGCACGACAGUGUUACUACCACCACCAAGAAGAAAAAUUGGUCUUAAGUGAACUGAGAGGCAUCCGUUCUGGCAGUGGUUGCCAGGCAACAAAUUUAAAUCAACUGCAGUCUUUAAGAGAACGAGGCCCUGGAUUGCAGUGCAUGGCCGAGCCGGACUGCGGGGUUCACGUGUGUGCAAUCUUCCGAGCUCAAGGGGUGCGAUGAACUGAGGCAACUGUGUGGGUGUGCGGUAGAAGUAUGUACAUUGAUGAAUCUGUGAAGACUGUAGGGUAGGACUAACACUGUCAAUGUGUUCUUGGUUCUGGGGACUUUGAGGUUUUUCUGUACGGAACCUGCAAUGGAUCUUUGAUUGCCUUCAAGCCCAAGAUUGUCUGACAGCAAAUUCCAGGUUGAUAUGCAGUACAUCGGUCUCCUAUCCUGCGUGCUUCUCUGCUCUCCUAAAUCCACGUCUCGCAGUUGGUUGGAUUGGAUGCUGACAGCCCCGUGAAGGUGCGCACGGUACCGCGCAUGCGAUUGCGCAGCCCUGCCUUUCACUGCAGCUUGCAUGCAGCCAAAGCAGCAGCCAGACACCAGCGAUCAAUGUACGGACCGUGGCCAACGCCAACCGAGAAUGAUUACCGCAGACCGCGGCGUGCGUACCUCGCGGAUCGCACUGGAUCUUUCGUCUCCGUGUGGAAUUUAUGAGGAAGUCCAAUUUUUUUUUUCGGAUCGGCACUGCGUAACUAUUUCUGACAGUGGUUCGUGAUUUCUUCCGUGGAGUUUUAACCGUUCGCGGGAGGUGACGAUUGAUUGAUGGUGCUAUAUUCUCCAGGAAUACUUUCGGACAGGAGUUGUGGAGAGGGACCUGUAUGAUGAUUGUUCGGACGCGGUUAUUUUGUGGCGAUGUAGAAGCUUCGACAAGGCAAUAGAUUCAGAGGCAAGGCGGACGACACUGAGGGAGAUUAAGCUGUUGGAAUCAUAACGAUCUAAUUUAAGGGUGACCGACUGAAUGAGCUAGUGUUUCCUCGAUGGAAAGUGAAGGAGUAUGGCUUCUGGGGCGCUCUCAACAGAGUACGGCUCUUGGUUGGAGGUCUCCGGCGGUGGACGAUCCAGCUCCGGCCCAGGCUACGUCCUCCUCACCAACACCACGGGCCUGGUGGGCGGCGGCGCCCGGCUUAACGACACGCAGGAUGAUAUAGGGCCCCGCACCAUCGGGGUCGCGGUGCCGUUCGCCACCUUCAUGACCCUCCUCAGCCUGAUCACCAUCUUCGGCAACUCACUGGUGAUCUACGCCGUCAAGACGGAGAAGCGGCUGCAGACGGUCAGCAACUACUUCAUCGUUAGCUUGGCCGUGUCGGACUUCCUGAUCGGCCUGAUCGUCAUGCCGAUCAGCACCACGUACUUCGUGAGCGGGGACUGGGUGCUGGGGAUCGUGGUCUGCCAGAUCUGGCUCUGCAUCGACUACGUCUCCUCCACCGCCUCAAUAUUCAACCUCCUCGUGCUGAGCUUGGACCGCUACUGGUCCAUCCGCUUCCCGCUCAAAUACAUGCGCAAACGGACCGGUAAGCGAGCCACCAUUAUGAUUUCGUGUGCUUGGCUGGUGUCGUCGUUGUGGAUAAUACCGAUAACCUGUUGGCAUGCCAUCUUCCACCAGGGUGUCCGCGUGGUCCCCGGCAAUGUUUGUGAUACAGAAUUUGGCAAGAAUAAGCCUUUGAAGGUUGGGACUGCCAUUGGGAAUUUUUACAUACCUCUGGCCUGCCUGAUUUUUAUAUAUGCACAAAUUUUCCACGAGAUCCAGAAACGCUCCAAAAUGGUUCUCGGCAGGCGAUCCGUAGGAGGGACGCGAAAAUCCACGCGGAAUUGCGACAGUGCCCCGUCCAAAGGCACCGACUUGGAGUUGACCAGGGUCGACAACGCGACCUGGACACCUGACUAUGAUGAUUCUAUCAGCACCAGUAAGGACACGUCCAACGAAACUCCCGACCAGACGGAGAAUAACAGCAGCAGUCCCAGUAGUGACAGGGGGCGGGCCAGGCGGCCUAAACGGAUCAACUCGCAGCUGAGGAACAUAUCCAAUCUGACGUUGCUGACCGUAGGAUUACACGGUAUGGUGGACCCAGAGGCAGUCAAGAGAGCCGCUGCCGGUAAGAACACCUCUCCCGGAGCCGUACCCAGGGGAUCUUGCACCAGGAGCCCCUGCUGUCAUGGCGAUUCCCGAUUGAGAGAAACCCAGUUUUUAUCCCCCGGGGAUGCUGUGAGUCGAAAGGAAUCCAGCUCGCGCCACCGACACCACAUCAUCACCGGGAAAAAUUCGCUAGAUCGGGACAAAGGAACACCUGUCACAACCGAGGAAGCUCGGCCCCUUAGAAACAGGACUUACCAGGCCCAAAAUGGCAGCCGAAGAUCGAUUCUUCGACGGAACAGUACAGUGGAGGCCGAUUCAGUGCCCAAUGGGACCCUUUCCUCCAGGAAAAUCUCCUUCUCGUCCGAGGAUUUGCCGGGGAGCAGCAGCAAGCAGGCUCAGAUCGGGUGCAUGCCGACCAAGAAAAAGCUGUCUGCGGAGUACCGGGGCAGCGAGAUGGGCAGGGGUGAACGGGAGAACAAGGGUAGACGCAACGGCGUCACCACCCGCCUCCUGAGCGUCGAGCAGCGGGUUGAUGCCUCAGCGACCAGCAGGGAGAGAGACGAGGACCCGCACCCUCCCCACCAACCCCACCACCACCAUCCCCAUCUUAACAACAACACCAACCCCCGCGGCAAGUUCUCGCUGUCCCGGUUCAGCAUGAGGCCCGGCCGGGCCACGGAGACCCUGCGCCGUAUACGGAAGAUGUCGCUGAGCAAGGAGCGGAAAGCGGCCAAGCAGCUGGGUGUCAUCGUCGGCUGCUUCAUCUGCUGCUGGGCCACCUACAUGAUCUUUUUCAUGAUUGUCGCCUUCUGCUCCGACUGCAUCGACGACGACCUAUACCUCGGCAGCAUAUGGCUUGGGUACAUUAACUCCACCCUCAACCCGUUCAUCUACCCAAUGUGCAACUCGACAUUUAGAAAGGCUUUCAAGAAGAUACUUCGUAUCACAAAGAGAUGAAGUGGGACUUUGGGGGAGAAGUGCUGCUUUGUAGAAAUUAUAUGAUAAUGAAAGAAGUAACUUCUAAAAAUUACCGUUUAAGAUUCAAGUACUGUCUACGGUAAUACUUAUGUUUCUUUGAUGGUCAAGUGCAAACUAUUUCGGUGUCAGUGAGAAACAGUGCUGUAUGGUGGUACACAAAAAAAUAAUUCAUCGGGCGUUUGAGUUAUCUCAGGGUUUUUAUUAUGGCAGUGGAAGUACCUUUUAAUUUCGUUUUAUGACCAAAUCUUGGGGUUUUUUUCUAGAUUUCCUUGCCAUACAACGCUACACAAUAUCAUAGGCAGUCCCUGAGAAUUUCGGCGCUUGUGUCCCCAAACACAUGGGUUGCAUCUUUGUAAAAAUCUCUUUUCAAAUGGUCACAUUUCUAUCAAUAGUCGCAUACCAGUUGUGUGUUUCUUGAAACCUGCUAUUUCCCCCUUCAUUCUAAAUUUGGCUUUAAGACUGUCAUAAUUGGUGGGAACGAUCGAGAGCAAUGGGUCUAGGGGGAACUGCACGUUGCCAGUGUUUAGCGAGGGAGGCUAGUUGAACUUUGCGAGCGUCACCAACAGAACGUGAUGUGCAUGAUUUUAACUAAUUCCCAGGAUUUACCCCAUGAAGGUUAUUUGUCGCAAAGAAUAAUGGUUCUCUUCUCUGGGAUGACAGUCGAGGUCUUUAGUGAAGAUUUUUGUCCCUUUAAUUCAUCAAUGCCUCCUCACUUUUCCGCAAGGUGCUCGACGCACCUGCGCGCAGCGAUGUAUGCUUAGAGCCUAACUGCUGGGAAUAUCAUGUGUGUAUUUCUUUCGAUCGCAUUGCAGUGGAGAUCCACGCUGUUCCGGUGUCGCUACCGGCGCCAUGGCCGACAGAAGAUCCUUCUAAGCUGGCUGGUCAGCGCCACCUCCGGAUGGCUGUACUGCUGCGUUAUUAAAUUAAUGAAUCAGUUUGGUCCCCGUUUGACGUGAAUUAUUGAAAGGGAGACAACGGUUGCCAAGCAAAAAAAGGUGUGCAGACUGUUGCCAACAUACCCGCAUAAAUUUUUACGACAGUGAGCGGCUCUUGUUCCCGUUAAUUCAGUAGUAAUAGCCAAGUGAAUCUCAGACAUUUCCCGACCGUCGUAAACGAUGGUCUCAGCAGGUCAUUUGUAAAGGUGGAGUCAGCGGUGAUUCUACCAUAUUUGCCGUAACACUGUUCACGAUCACUGUUAUGAAAAGUGUUUGCAGAAAGAGAGUGUGAGAGAGGAUUCGUAGUUUUUGGUACAUGUAAAACGAAAUAGGGCCAACAUUCAAGAGAGGCAACUUGAUUAUUGUUUCAUUCAGUGAAGAAACUUUGAGAGUUGCGUGGAAAUGCAAUAAUGUGACACAUUCACGAAAGUGAGUGCCGAUGUUUGCGCCGUCGGGCAUACUCUUUGUACCUACCGAAAAUUAGGGGCCGGGGAUGCAAAACGGCCGGCGGAGCUCUCAAGGUCUUCGGGAACGAGAAAGCGCGGUCUACCUUACCUGUCCAAAGUGUGGUGUGGUGCGUUGUGAGAGAUAGAGGAAAACAAGGUGGGUCCGAUGUACACUGAGGUCGACUUGCGUCAGGAGAAGAGGCUAAUGGAUUCGAGAUGCCGCGGUGUCGGGGAAGGGCAGAUUGAGAAAGAUGGGAAGAGAAAGACAGAAUUGGUGACGGGAAUGGAGGAGUGAGCGAGGAAAAGUUCGAAGAUGGGAGGUUAUUGUGAAUGCAAAGAAACCGCAGGAACUGGACGGACAGGUCGGAUGAGGGGGGCAUCAUCUGGUGAAACGGUUGAGAAGAUCUUCGACGGCCGGGUGAUUGAGAAGUUGGAACGCCGUGGGGGAUUUGGGAGUUUAUUUACAUUUGAAAUGUGAACGGAGAGGACGCGUUGGAUGGCUGUGAUGUAAAACAUAACCACGGGGUGUUUACGGAGUUUCUUGUUUUCACCCAUCAAUGCAUUGACAACUUGCGGGUCGACGGAUGGAUAACUAAGUCGAAUGACCAGUGGCAAGCAGAAUGAAUCAGGGCAUGGGUUGACGGAUUUAUACGGGGAUUCCUGAGGGGAAUGCUGAGCAAAGGCUCCGGUAUAAAAAAAAUUUAUUAAAUACUGAUACUCAAAGCCCCUAACAAUAGACACUACACAGUGUAAUAUAUCAAUGCAACUCUAUGACAUCUAACCUUCAUUCUCCCCAUUUUAGAUAUCCCUUGCUGCGUCGGUACGUUCCCGUUGCAAACCCGCCAAAAUGUAGUUUGCGCUGGCUGUAGGCAAAGAUAUGCAUGUACAUGUACGCGAAUAGCCCUUUGCUUGUUAAAGGUGGAGAUAUUUAUUUUACAAGAACACCAGAUGGACGGGUCAGUCAGGUCGAUUAGUGGAUGUGGUUGGAUGGAAUUGUUCAUAAAUGAAUCAAAAGGAAGCAAAUUGCAGGAAUCGAUGAAAGAGAUGGGUGUUAUCGCGUAUCAAAGGGAAAGGAAAGGACUUGACAAAGUGUGCGGAGUUCCGGGAGAAUGUGAGAGAAUGUGGGAAAGGAAGUUGAGAAAAGCUGAGCUGCCGAAUCGGUCGGAAAUAAUGCACAAACACUUGAUGAGGGCGUGGAUAAUCCGGAGUGGCGUGCUGGCCACGAACGCGGUUGAAGCUUGUUGGUCUCUGCGUGGGGACCAGCGAAAUUCCAGCCCACGUGGUGCGGACGUAAAGGUGAGGCCAUUGGGUUCAGUAGAGCAAAGCCCUACCGGCCGCCGUGUAGAAUUCAUAAUUGUACUCAACCAACUCAGCCGACCUUUUUGAAUAGCAAGUGAUUAUUUUCUUACACCCUCACAACCUGUUUAAUAAUUUGGAUAGUUCCAUAGAAAAGAAUUUACCAUGGCUGCUCUCUGGUUUCGAAAAACACGCAAACCUAUGUAUCAAAAGGCGGUACCAGACGGUGCCAGACGUGAAAAUGGAGUUUACAUUUUCGGCUGAAACUUUUUAUGAUUGUAAUGUCAAGGCCCUACAACUUUAAGUGUAUUACAGGGUAAAAGCAAACGUUUAUACAUGUAAAAACAUGACAGCUUUCGCCGCUUUCUUGGCGCUACUUGCUAUAUAUAGGCGCCAGGCAAUAGCGUGUUUAGCGUGAAUUGUUUUACUAGCUCAUCCGCACUAUAAAGAAGCAAGCGAUGGGCAAGGAACGUAAUUAUUUGGUCAAGUUUAAUAUCGGUUUACGGACUGGCAAAGAGUAUUACAAACGCAACAAGUUAUGUCUUCUCGUCGCUGAAAUUGGUUCUGAACCACGGCAAAUGUCGGUACUUUGCACUCAUUACGUCACCGUAAUAAUGUAACAUAAAAAAGAAAAAUAUAUAUAUUUUGAAAUCUGUCUUACUCAUCUUUGUUGUUGAGAUGUACGUAUUAAAUCAGUACAGAAUGUUUUGUAAAACUGCUUCAUCAACCUUUGGCCAAAUAUACUUGGAAACAACGUUGAAUUAUUUUGUAACAUCUACCGAAAUAAAGCAAAAGCCUACGUCAGAACGUGA
Acanthaster planci (crown-of-thorns starfish) is the source of this 6832-nucleotide messenger RNA. Its product is annotated as histamine H1 receptor-like. Lineage: Eukaryota; Metazoa; Echinodermata; Asteroidea; Valvatida; Acanthasteridae. Gene Ontology annotation, cellular component: plasma membrane. The record is from RefSeq and is a predicted model, not a curated record. Gene Ontology annotation, biological process: adenylate cyclase-activating adrenergic receptor signaling pathway; positive regulation of MAPK cascade. Gene Ontology annotation, molecular function: G protein-coupled acetylcholine receptor activity.